Schizosaccharomyces japonicus yFS275 is the source of this 2986-nucleotide messenger RNA. RefSeq names its product mannose-6-phosphate isomerase. The transcript has 2 exons. Gene Ontology annotation, biological process: carbohydrate metabolic process; glycoprotein biosynthetic process; cell wall mannoprotein biosynthetic process. Lineage: Eukaryota; Fungi; Ascomycota; Schizosaccharomycetes; Schizosaccharomycetales; Schizosaccharomycetaceae. The coding region runs from base 98 to 1333 and encodes 411 amino acids. Gene Ontology annotation, molecular function: zinc ion binding; mannose-6-phosphate isomerase activity. The record is from RefSeq and is a predicted model, not a curated record.
AUUCGCGUCGAUACUGUCCUUCACCGCACUAAAUUCACUUAACCAAAGCCAACUACAUAUUCUGACUUAGUACAGGAAAAACGCACAAUUCAUAAUCAUGUUCCAGUUAAAAUGUGAAGCAAAAUGCUACGACUGGGGCCGUGUCGGUCGCAACUCCUUAGCAGCAAAUUUCGCUGAGGCCGGAAGUGACUUGAUUGUCGAAAAUGACAAACCCUAUGCAGAGCUUUGGAUGGGAUCUCACACCUCUGGUCCCUCAUUCUGUAAGCAAUCCGGAAAGCCUCUGAGCGAAAUUUUGGAUGAAAAGACUAUGGGCCCAAGGAUUUUUGAAGUUUAUGGCAAGACUCUUCCUUUCUUGUUUAAGGUGCUCUCCAUCGAGAAGGUUUUGUCAAUUCAGGCUCAUCCAGACAAGCAAUUAGGUAAGAAAUUGCACGCACUUGCUCCUGAACAUUACAAGGAUGACAACCACAAGCCGGAAAUGGCGAUCGCUCUCACUGAUUUCAGUGCUCUUUGUGGAUUUCGUCCCGUGGAACAACUCAUUGAAUUCUUAAACAACAUUCCCGCAUUAAACGAGUUCGUUGGCCAGGAAGCUGUUGAUGAAUUUUUUAAAUCUUACAAGCAAGAUCAGCGUGCUGCUUUAAAGAACUUAUUUAAUGUCGUUAUGCGCCAAUCUAAUGACCGUAUUGCUCAAUACACCGACAAACUUGUCGCUGCUGCCGAGCAAAAUCCCGUUGACUUCGGCGGUAAGAAGUUUGGCGGCAACAGUUUGGCAAACUUAAUUGUCCGCCUGAACAAACAAUUCCCUCAUGACAUCGGUUUGUUUGUCACGCUCUUCCUUAACUAUGUAUCCCUUCGUCCAGGCCAAGCCGUUUUCUUGCGUGCCCUGGAUCCUCAUGCCUAUGUCUCUGGUAACAUCAUUGAGUGCAUGGCUGCCAGCGACAAUGUUAUUCGUGUUGGCUUCACUCCAAAGUACAAGGAUGUAAACACACUUGUUGAAAACUUGACUUAUCAAACCGCAAACGCCGAGGAACAAUUGACUAUUCCAGUACCUUUUGCUGGUGCCAAUGGCGAGGGCAAGACGUUGCUGUACGAUCCCCCCAUUGAGGAGUUUAGCAUUCUCCAAACCGUCGUCCCCAAUGGUAAGAAGCAGAGUGUUAGCUCCAUCAAGGGACCUAGCAUUGUGCUUACCACGGAGGGCAACGGUUCCAUCGUCGGCAAGGACGGUUCAGAAAUUUCUCUUUCCCCAGGUACCGUCGUCUUCGUUUCCGCCGACUACGAUAUUACGUUCACUGCCUCAUCCGACUUGACAGUUUAUCAGGCCUUUUGCUCCAUUUAAAUCCCCCUCUUAUGACCUGAUAAGACUCUCACUUUUACACCCCUAUUGACAAUCCUUUUUCGCUCAUAAGCAAUUUUCCGGAAAACAAAAUUUAUGUUAUUUUUUUGGUUUUAUGACUAGUCUACUGCGAUGUGCUGAACAGUGCGGAGAUUUGUUAUAUUUUUCGUUUUCCAAAAGCCAAAAAGAGAAAUAAACCGAGUCAUAAACAAGAAGGAGAAAGAAGGAGAGAAAGUGCUACAACGGAUCGUCUAAUGGAGAAAAUGAAUUUUUGGCUUACUUUAAGCAUCUGCCAGCAGGAGUAAUAACUGCUUAGUAGAACUCAAAGUAGGCACUACCACCGGUGACAGCAACAGUGCAACCAUCGCUGCUGUCAGCAUUGUGGAAUUCACCGUCCUCAUAAUAGCACUCACUGCUGAGUUCACCACCGUCAGACUUGACACGAAUGUUGUAGUCAAGCGUAGAAGUGGCAAGGGGGUUGAUGAACAUGGAAAUCCAGGUCUUACCAUCCUUAAGGCCAGAACCGAAGUUCAUGGGAGCCCAGUUUCCGUAAUCGUCACCCUCGUUACCCCAGACACAGGCUUCCUCAGCGGUCUUGCCCUUCUUGUUGACAUAGUAUUGCGCGGACGUCUCACCACCCUUCCAAGUGUAGUAAGAUGAACUGUCGACAACAGAGAGUGGUUGCUGACUUCCACCAUCAAUGAAAGUGGGAACAACCAUGUUCUCUGUACCGGGGUAGUCCGUCCGGCAGAUAGCGACACCCUCACCCAAAGUAUUCUUCACGUAUGCGGAGUCAUCGUCCGACUUACACAACGAACUGGUACCGUUCUGUGUGAGGUAAAGCUUUCCGUCCUUGCAAAGCAAACCACCAACGGAGACACCGUUCGAGGGCUGAUCGGAAGGCCAUUGAGUCUUUGACAUACCAGGCUUGCAUGCGUACGAGCAAUAAGUGUUGUCCUGACAGGUCUCGGCAGUACCGUAAGCACCGUCAUUCUUUUGGACACCAGUCCAACCGCCGAAGCCAAGAUAGUCGAGGCGAACCACACCGUCCUGGUCUUCGGGAAAGUCGGAACAGUCGUACACACCGUUCUCGAAACCACCGUCACGAGCGACACGAAUCUUCGAAGACGUAUCGCCCAAAGCAGCAAUGGCUUCGUCGAUAGCAGCAGUGACGUUGUAAGCAGACUUCUUGGCAGUCUCGGCCACGUGGACAUGACCGUGUUUGCUGCUGCGAGCAUGGUUACCCAUGGGCAUAGCGCUGGCACAAAGAGGUGCAAUGGCAAAGAGUGAGAAAAGAAUGUUGGAGAGCAUUUUGAAUGAGCGACAAGUCGAUACUAAGGAAUGAAAGACUUGGAAAAGAAUGAAUUGAUGAUCUCCAAAGAAUGAGGGAUAUGGUUUGGUUGAAUGGAUUCCAGACCUUAUAUACCUAAAUCCUUCUCGUCCAACUUCUAACAAUUCAUUAUUGAUCUUGUUCUUCGUGGCAAUUGCCACAUCUAACUUGCAAUUUUGCAUCCAUGGUUGGCCUCAAAACCGGUCGCGUCGGGUGUCGGCGGCAGUAGCAUAUAUGCGCAGAUAGGUGUCGGUAGCGGUGCUCAUUGGCGGACACGGUAGUUACAGUUUGGGGUAUCUCUAAUAGCUUCGUUAUCUAUUGGUCCA